UUCAGGGGCACACUUUCCGAACUAAUAACGUUCAGUAGAGCGUCCUAAUAUUAGGGUCUGUUGUCAUGGAAAUUCAUUAAUCAGUCAACAGGCAAAUUAAUAAAUAAUGAUGCGAUACGUUUUGGCCGCAGGGGCCUUGAUUUGUUGCAUGCAUAUGUGUGUGUUGUAAGUUGUAUAGUCUGAAGAGAGCUUUAGGGAAUAAUAAUAAUAAUUCAGCCUAUAUACGUCCCACUGCUGGGCACAGGCUUCCUCUCAUGCACGAGAGAGCCUGGGCUAUAGUACCCACGCCUACGCUAGCCAAAUGCGGAUUGGGGACUUCACAUACACCUUUGAAUUUCUUCGCAGAUGUAAGCAGGUUUCCUCUCGAUGUUUUCCUUCACCGAAAAGCUAGUGGUAAAUAUCAAAUGAUAUUUCGUACAUAAGUUCCGAAAAACCCAUUGGUACGAGCCAGGAUGUGAACCCGCGACCUCCGGAUUGAAAGUCGGACGUCAUAUCCACUCGGCCACCAUAGCUCAGCUUUAGGGAAUAUAGGAAAUUUAUAUACAGAUUUGAACCCGGGACCUCCAUCCUCUGCUUAGUAGGCAGUAGAGUCACUAUCGACUAGGUUAGAAGGCUGUCAAUACAUUACAUAAUAGUCUUAUGGCAUUAAGUCUGCCUAUUGUACUGUAAGGUGUUCAAAAAAAGGUUUAGAAAAUAAAUAAAAUAGAUAAAAGAAUUACACCAAUUUUAAACAUUCUAGACAGAUUGAUAAGUUACCUAAAAUGAGUGUUUAGGGGUUAGGCAAAGUUUUUUAAUAAUCUCAGAAAUAAUUUUAGAAAACUGUAGUAUGAUCCCCGUUAAAAUAAAGUACCAAAGUUUUUUUAGCGACAGCAGGACCCUAACGUACCAAUUAUUAAUCAUAGUAAAGUAACCAGAAUCCAAAGUUCGUAAAUACCAGAAGGUUGCGCGCAGGCGCGGAGGCUGCUGCGCUGUAGUGGGGAGCAGAGGUUGUAUUCCGCGCGUGCAAAGUGCCCGCGUCGCGCUGUGCCUGGAGGAUGAAGUGAAUCGUGCUCAGUGAGUGAUAAAGUGAUGAGUGCAUUCGUGUGAAACACCGGGUAGGCCUGGAUCCCGCGGCCGCGAUGCCGGUGGAGCAGCAGCAGUGCGUCUGCGUCGUCGUGCUCCUCAUUCACACCGUCAUCGGAGCUGGAGAAGCGCCAACAUCGUCUCCCCCAACACUGAAGCCCGAACACAACGAGCUGACGGUCACGUUCCCGCCGCUGGAUGAUCUCUACCACACGCCUGAGAAGCACUUCGCAACUGAAAACAACACGGUUGUGACUUCUCAAAUUGGCUCCACGGCGUUGUUACCGUGUGUCAUUAGAAACAUUGGUGAUGGAAUUAUAUCAUGGAUAAGAAGAAAAGACUAUCACCUUCUCACAGUCGGCCUGACCACAUACAGCUCCGACCAGAGGUUUCAAGCCAUACAUCUACAGCAUUCAGAGGACUGGACACUGAAAGUGAAAUUCGUCCAAAGUCGUGACGCGGGCAUUUACGAGUGCCAGGUUUCAUCUCAUCCGCCCACCAGUAUAUUUCUACGGUUAGAUGUUGUUGAGGCACGCGCGCAGAUUUCGGGUCCCACUGAGAAGUAUCUCAAGCCAGGCUCGACUUUACGUCUUCAGUGCGCCAUCGUGCAGACAACGGAAGCACCAGCUUUUGUAUUCUGGUAUCACAACAGCCGUAUGAUAAACUACGACGCCGAGCGCGGCAUCAACGUGACCACCGACGCCGCGCAGCGCGUCUCGGAUCUGCUCAUACCAGCGGCGUCUGUGCAACACGCUGGCAACUAUACUUGUGUGCCCAAUAACGCCGUUCCUGCUAGUAUAUACGUCCACAUAUUUAAUGGUGAAAACCCAGCGGCCAUGCAAUCGUCAUCGCCGAGCUACUACAUCCUGGGCCACUUCCUAUUACCAGCACUAACGAUAUUAAACCUCUCCCUACGGUGACAAUCGUAAGCUUAACUGCCUUAGCAGAACGUAGCUAAGAUAAAUACGAGUAUCUUUUCUGAAACCUUUGUAGGACGGUUCGUUUUUGCGUGAAUCGAUUUAGCAUUCAUUAGUGCGACAAUGAGACGUACUUAUUGCAUGCAGAUUUGUUUUUACUGCUGUUCAGUGUUACGAGUAGUAGCCGAGCCUAACAGUUUUUUUUUAAAUUCAUUCUAGCGAAUCUGAUGUUAUUUUUUGGUGGUUUCAUUUUGUAUGUAACCAAUAAUCUAAAUAAAAUAUGCGCGAACUCAAGCCGGAAAUACACCUUGUAGGUUAUUUUAACUUAAAUGUAGGGAGGAGUUUGUUUAUUACGAAGAGAUAGUGACAUUCAUUUCUCAUUUUGAACUAUAGAUGCAAGUCCACAAUCUCAUACUAAGGAAAAUGUCACCUUGAGAUUCUCGAGCGAGGUAUUUUUUUACGAAUCUAUAACUGGAAAUGUAAUUUUUACUAUUUGUUUAGUAAUAGAAAUUGCAAAGUAACCUUUGUCUGAACUAUCAACGGGCUUUCAUUGUUUUCAUUAAUCAUCUGUCAGUGACUACUUUUUUUCAAUUAAAGGGAGAAAAUAGAACGCUUUUUUACUACUCAUACACGGUUCGCAAGUAAAAUAAAAUUAAAAUGCAACAUUGGUCCUCCAAACAUAAACGUAAUUUUUAACUUUUAAACGAUGAAAUUAAGAAAUUGAUCAAGUCCAAAAACGAUCACCUUGAUAAUGUUUCUACUACUUAUAUUUGUUAGAGGCCAAAAUAUCUUCCCUAUGUGUAUGAAAACGUGAUACAUACGUCAAUUCCGUGAUGCGAGCUUGUGUCCAAACCAAAAUCUGACGCGUUAUAGGUCAGUGUGACAUUCACAAGUGUAUUUUUUGUAGCCGCUCCUGCUUCAUAAACCUGU
Messenger RNA from Cydia pomonella (codling moth), 2909 nucleotides. RefSeq lists its product as uncharacterized. Gene Ontology annotation, biological process: synapse organization. Gene Ontology annotation, cellular component: neuron projection membrane. Bases 1119 to 1982 code for a protein of 287 amino acids. The record is from RefSeq and is a predicted model, not a curated record. Lineage: Eukaryota; Metazoa; Arthropoda; Insecta; Lepidoptera; Tortricidae. The transcript is spliced from 8 exons.